CACCUGCGGUCAGGUGGCGGCGGCGGUGGCGGCGGCGGCCUUGGGCGAGGUCAGGUAAGGAGCAGCGAGGAAGGCUCUGGAGCCAGGGUGACGGGGGAACUGGCUGAGUGGCUGCCCCUGAGCCCGAGGACGGCUUUUCCAGGCAGACGUGACCACCCGGCCCCCGCCUCGCGGGUGGCAGGCCCCUCGCCGCCUUUCCGGGAAUCACCGUAAACCCGCCGCCUGCUGAGGCUGCCGGCUGGAGAGCCCCCCACCCUCCCCGGGUGCCAGACGCCGUGUGCAUCGUGACUGCGACUCGUGCAACGGCCCUGCAAGGUCAGCCCCAUGGCUGUUUCAAAUGGUUCAAAUGAAACUUCCUAUUUGCUGCCUCCACAUGAGGAGGACUGGGAAGAGCAAGGCAUUCCUGACUUUGUCUACGGACAGAAGGAACUCGUGUGGGAUGGGAUUCAGUGGUCGAGGGAUGCACCCAGCCUCCCAGACACGCUGCCGCUUUCUCCUUUUGACUCUGCACUCUGCUCUGCCUGGAGGCAGCGGAUGGAGCUGGGGCUGUUCCGAUACUGCCUGGGGGAGCUGCAGACCCAAACCCUCCCUGGUUCCAUAGGUUUUGUGGCUCAGCUGAAUGUGGAGCGAGGGGUGCAGAGGCGGCCCCCCCAGAACAUCAAGAGUGUGAGGCAGCCCUUUGACCCUGAACAGUUUAACUUCAACAAAAUCCGGCCGGGAGAAGUCCUUUUCCGUUUGCGCCGGGAGCCUGAUCUCCCAGGUGUUCUUGAGCAAGAGGAUAUCCUCGUGAUGGUCAACGUCAGCCCCCUAGAGUGGGGCCAUGUGCUGCUGGUGCCCGAGCCCGUCCGGGGACUCCCCCAGCGCCUGCUGCCAGGUGCACUGCGAGCCGGGCUCGAGGCUGUACUGCUGAGCUCACACCCAGGUUUUCGUGUCGGCUUCAACAGUCUGGGUGGCUUGGCCUCCGUGAACCACCUCCACCUGCAUGGCUAUUACCUGGCCCACAGACUGCCUGUGGAGGGGGCACCAAGUGAGCCUCUGGACCCUGGGGGCCAUUUGCACUUGCUCCAGGCUGUCCCAGCUCCUGGCUUUCUCUUUUACACCAGUGGGCCAGGGUCAGACUUGGAAGCCUUGGUAAGCAGGGUCUGUCGAGCCACUGACUAUCUGACUGACCGUGAGAUUGCACAUAACUUGUUUGUGACCCGGGGAGCCUCACCUGGAAAGAGUUCACCUUCCUCAGCCCUCACAGGGGUCCGGGUAAUCCUCUGGCCCCGGAAGUCCAGCUUUGGGAUAAAGGAAGGCGAGGCGUUCAAUGUUGCCCUCUGUGAGUUGGCUGGGCACCUCCCUGUCAAAACAUCCCAGGACUUCAGCAGCCUGACCGAGGCAGCCGCUCUGGCCCUCAUUCAAGACUGUUUGCUGCCCCCAGCCCAGGCAGAAGAGGUCCGGGCAGCACUGGUGGCCUUGAUAGCCCAGGAGGAGCAGUAAUCCUUCCAGAAGUAUUUAUUUUUCUAACUGAUCUAUGUCCCUUUCAACAGUGAUUUGGGCGUUUUCACAACUGCCUUCUCACUUGUGUCGGCCUAAGAGGAGGGAUCCAGAACUGAUAAAAAUGGUCUCUUUCAAGAGGAGAUACGUUGGAAUAAAUCGAAUGCAUGAGCUCUCA
Messenger RNA from Miniopterus natalensis, 1657 nucleotides. It is a transcript of the gene GDPGP1, whose product is annotated as GDP-D-glucose phosphorylase 1. Gene Ontology annotation, biological process: glucose metabolic process. Gene Ontology annotation, cellular component: cytoplasm. The record is from RefSeq and is a predicted model, not a curated record. NCBI's taxonomy places the organism in Eukaryota, Metazoa, Chordata, Mammalia, Chiroptera, Miniopteridae. Gene Ontology annotation, molecular function: GDP-D-glucose phosphorylase activity.